Molecule: messenger RNA, 1260 nt
Organism: Aspergillus terreus NIH2624
Lineage: Eukaryota; Fungi; Ascomycota; Eurotiomycetes; Eurotiales; Aspergillaceae
Gene: plyC
Product: polysaccharide lyase family 1 protein
Exons: 4
Coding region: 1-1260 (419 amino acids)
Source: RefSeq, a predicted model, not a curated record
AUGCGCCUCGGUAUCGCUCUAUUCUCCCUCAUCGGCCUCUGCCACUCGGUGUCCGCUUUGAUUGCCUUCCCCGGCGCUGAAGGUUUCGGCGCCAACGCAGUAGGCGGCCGUCAGGGCGAAAUAUAUGUCGUCACCAAUCUGAACGACUCGGGAGAGGGAUCGUUGCGGGAUGCUGUCUCCGCAACCGAUCGAAUUGUUGUCUUUGCUGUGGGAGGCGUCAUAGAGAUCUCAGAUCGCAUUGUCGUGUCGAAACGAGUGACCAUCCUCGGGCAGACGGCUCCUGGAGAUGGCAUUACCGUCUACGGGAACGGGUGGUCGUUUUCCAACGCCGACGAUGCCAUUGUUCGCUAUAUUCGGAUUCGGAUGGGCAAAGUCGGUGAUUCAGGCAAAGAUGCCAUCACAAUCGCCGAAGGCAGUACCAUGAUCUUCGACCAUGUGUCUGUCUCAUGGGGUCGCGACGAGACGUUCUCGAUCAGCGGGACCGCCAGCAACAUCACCAUCCAGAAUACCAUCAUCGCGCAAGGCUUGGAGACACACUCUUGCGGCGGUCUCAUCCAGACCGGUGGCGGUGUGUCGCUAUUCCGCAAUCUCUAUAUCGAUAACAAGACCCGCAAUCCCAAGGUCAAGGGCGUCAACGACUUUACCAACAAUGUUGUGUACAACUGGGGCGGCGGCGGCGGAUAUAUCGCCGGUGAUUCUAGCGGCGAUUCCUAUGCCAAUAUCAUUGGAAACUACUUCAUCAGUGGCCCUUCCACGUCGGUGACGGCGUUUACACGUGGCAACGAGUAUUUCCACGGCUAUGUGGAAACCAACUACUAUGAUCCUGAUCGGGAUGGAACGCUGAAUGGCAACGAGCUGGGUGUGUCCGCAAGCAACUAUGGCGGAAUGGCACUUGUCGACACCAAGUACGACUACCCGGCGGUUGAAUAUCAAAUGACCCCCGGUGAAGCGGUGAACUAUGUGACUGGGUAUGUGGGAGCGUCCAAAGUGCGCGACAGUGUUGAUACGCAGUUGAUUGCCCAGGUCAAGUCCUGGGGUACGAAGGGAGAGCUCAUCUCGGAUGAAGCUUCGAUGGGAGGGCCUGGAGAUUUGGAUGGAGGCUCUCCUCCUACUGACUCGGAUGGCGAUGGCAUCCCCGACGAUGCGGAAACGGAGAUUGGAAGCGAUCCCAACACGGCGGACUCGAUGGAGUUGCACAGCAGUGGAUAUACGUAUGUGGAAAUGUGGGCAAACUCGCUGGUUCCAUCCAGUUACCAUUAA